This is a messenger RNA of Protopolystoma xenopodis, 281 nucleotides long. The record is from the annotation of a GenBank genome assembly. NCBI's taxonomy places the organism in Eukaryota, Metazoa, Platyhelminthes, Monogenea, Polystomatidea, Polystomatidae.
CUGCCUCUUUUGGUUUGGCUGGUCCGCCUGGGGCUCUUCCCUUAUUUGUCGCCGCAGGAACAGCGGCUGCCAGCAUUGGCAUUCCUGUCAGUGGUCGGUCUAAUGCAGUCGGAGCUGCUGGCCGGACCCAAGGAAUAUUAAAUUUACUUCUUGGCGAGGCAAAGUCUGAUGCCUUAACGGAGGCUCGCUUCGAUUUAAAUAGUGGGAAAUAUCUUCGUGGUGCAGCUGAUUUUGACAGCCCAGGUAAUAUUUUAUGGCUGAUAGGGAAAAUUUUUCUGUAA